AUGAACUUCCCCACCACCCUGGAGCUGUCCAUCGGCGACAUCCGCAUGCCGUUCUCCGAUGACAUCAAGUACAGCAUCCUGGGGAUUUCUGUCCUCCUAUUGGCUGUGGCCUUAGGUAUACUGGCGUGGCAGGUGUACCGGUACUGCACACAGAAACCCAGAUGGCUGAAGCAGUGGAACAGCUUGCUGAGCAGAGAGGACGGGCCUACGCAGGAAGCGGUCUACGGUUCGAACGUCCAGAGGCCCGAGGCGAAAUCGAAGCCGCAAGCGGUGGAGAACCUGCUUGAAGACGCCUCUAGGCCCAGCCAACACCUCACCCCUGAAGACUCUGGUGGGGUUGGUGGCCUCCUCACCCCUGAAGACUCUGACAGUGUUACCGGUCUCCCCUCCCCUGAAGACUCAGACAGGUCUAGGGGUCUCCCCUCCCCUGAAAAUUUGGGUGGGGUUGGCGAUCUCCCCUCCCCCUGUUCGCCCCAGGAGGGGGAGCAGGCCCAGGCCCAGGGCUCCCUGUGCUUCUCCCUCCAGUACGACCAGCUCCAGGCCCGGCUGCAGCUGACGGUGCUGGGGGCCCGGGGCCUCGGGGCGACGGGCUCCAGCGGGAGCAUGGACCCCCUGGUCAGGGUGCGGCUCCUGCGGGCGGGGCCCAAGGACACGCCCACCUCGCCCCCGCUGCACUGCGUGCUGCGGGAGUGGCAGACGCGCGCGGUGACGGACAGCUCUAACCCCGCCUUCGGGGACCAGUUCUCCUGCUCGCUGCCGGAGCGGGACCUCGCGCACGUCACCGUCCGGCUGGAGGUGAGAGACUCCAAUAAGCAUUCCAGGCAUGAAAUUCUGGGAGAAGUUCGAGCUCAUUUGGGCGGCCUGGACCUGUCCUACCCCCUGGAGAUCCAAGAGGACUUACAGCCAGCUAAGAAGGAUCAGGUAGGAGAGGUGCUCCUGUCUCUGAAAUACCUGCCAACCUCUCAGAGGCUGGAAGUGGGACUCCUGAAGGUCAGAACACUCUCACAGUCCCCAAACAAGCACAGAGCUCUAUACGCUCGCACAUCCGUCGUCUGCAACAGGUGCAACCUCCGGCACCAGAAGACGACCCACAAGACCAGGUGGGAGAUGACGGUCUUCAACGAGGUCAUGACCUUUGCCCUGCCCGGCCCCCAAGUCACCGAGUGCUCCGUUGUGGUCUCCGUGUACGAGGUGGGCGGGGGCAAGAGGUCAUCCAAGCGCCUGAUUGGCCAGGCCAGCCUAAAGAAGGGGAAGAGGGCAGAGGAUGAGCACUGGAGCCUGAUGAUGCAUUCGCUCCGUCAGCCAGUCGCUAAGUGGCACCUGCUGCUCAUUUGAAGCCUCAGCCAAAGGGAGCACAAGGCAUAACCUGCACUGACUGGGCAGGUCUGGCUCACCUGUGUCCAUUGGGGGACCCAUGCUACUGUGUACUGGCGCAACAGCCAAUCAGAGCACAGCAGCUGCAUUCAGAUUCAGGAAGUGUGCAGGUGUCUGCAGCAAAACUGUCUAAACUGGCUGCUGAUUGGUCAGGUGCAGAAUCAGGUCCAAGCCUCAAUAAUUCUGGACACAUUCAUUUUGGCUCUGGUCACUCCCAUUUCUCUUCCUCUCAUCACCCAUUGGUAGUCCUGCCUGCCAAUCGCCCUACAAGACCAAGGCGGAUUUGCAUUUCUGACACUCACUGCUGCCUGAAGACCGGAUUGGUCAAAACGCAUCGCUGCAAAUUGCAUUGGGGGAGGCAAACUUAGUCCACACCAGGGGGUUAGGGGCAAACAUAGUCCACACCCAUCCUGUCUACACUGUUUCCCUGUCCUACUGCAGUCAUUGAAAACAUGUGUACAAGCACUUCCAUGUUUUAAAUGUAUUUUUUAACAAUGAAGGUUUGGCAUUUUGCCAUUUAUUUUGUCUUCAAAUUCAUGGUUUACGUUCAGCAAAACAAAUUCCUGACAGGAAUUAGGACCCCGGUGCCGGAGGGCUGGUGUACAUGCAGGUUUUGGUUUCCACCGAUUACCCUGAUUUAACGAGCUAAUUGGCUGUAAUCACCAACACUGGUUCACUCAAAGACUAGAUCACAGAACUGUCUUUGGUUGUCAUUCACGCUCUUACUAGAAAUGUAGUUGGAAAUGUCAGAUGGCGUGAAUGUUGGGGCUGAUAAAAUAAACAAGGCCAGAAGUUGGCAUAAAAACCAGAAA
This is a messenger RNA of Anguilla rostrata (American eel), 2186 nucleotides long. RefSeq names its product synaptotagmin XIX (gene syt19). Gene Ontology annotation, molecular function: calcium ion binding; calcium-dependent phospholipid binding; SNARE binding. Gene Ontology annotation, biological process: regulation of dopamine secretion; cellular response to calcium ion; calcium-ion regulated exocytosis. Gene Ontology annotation, cellular component: plasma membrane; exocytic vesicle. The transcript has 6 exons. The record is from RefSeq and is a predicted model, not a curated record. The coding region runs from base 1 to 1335 and encodes 444 amino acids. NCBI's taxonomy places the organism in Eukaryota, Metazoa, Chordata, Actinopteri, Anguilliformes, Anguillidae.